Messenger RNA from Suillus paluster, 1568 nucleotides. RefSeq names its product putative methyltransferase-domain-containing protein. The record is from RefSeq and is a predicted model, not a curated record. The transcript has 6 exons. The coding region runs from base 5 to 1159 and encodes 384 amino acids. Lineage: Eukaryota; Fungi; Basidiomycota; Agaricomycetes; Boletales; Suillaceae.
GCUUAUGUUUUACUACAUUUCAUUCUUGCGGCCCCCUCCCACUCAAGCCGCCUUGUCUGGCGAACCCAUCCUCAUCACCCCUCAAAUCGCCAACGAUCUGCGGACAGAAUACUACACAGAUGCCCAAGAUAUAUUCUAUUCGUGGUCCUUGCAUUCGCCCAAACCAAGCUCGUCAGUAAUAACAAAGCCUGUCAAGCUGACGAGCUGGAGGGCAUCUACGAUGUACAAGGAGAUACCCGUCCCGCCCCCUCGGAAUGCCCGUAAUGGAGAGUACUGGCGCCUCAUCCUUAGCUCUGGAACAUCACGAAAAGAUCAGGUGCUUUCCCUAAAUGAUGAAAAUCUGGGGCACCAGCCGUUCCCUGUCCUCUCCGAUCCGAUCCUUUUCUCCACUCGCCCAAGCAAGGCUAUAAAGCAGGAGCGGAUUCAGAGAUCAUAUGCUUUACCUGCGACUAAUACAGACCACCUUACGAUAUUUGACAUCAUCGAGCAAACUUCUUUUGACCUCGACAAGAAAAUAUGGGACAGUGGUAUUGGCCUUAGUUCUUGGUUAGUACAACUUCACUCCGGGAUAGCUGCCAACACCGCCCUGGUUUCAAGGGUGAAGAACGUACUCUUCGCCUCCAAGUGUGAUAUUCUCGAGCUAGGUGCAGGGACGGGCAUAGUGGCCAUCGUUCUGGGCAUUUUACGAGGCUUGCUCGAUUCACCCGGGAAAUCAGGACAGAUCAUAACCACCGAUUUGCCAUCUGCUUUGCCGCUAUUGCAGAGCAAUAUUACUUCAAGUCAACCCCUCUACCACCCUGGCAAUGCACUAGAAGGUGCUGUCCUCGACUGGGAUAAACCUGAGAUCCCCACCCAGGUGGAAUCGUUCGUUAGUGGCAUCGAUGUGAUCGUGAUGGCGGAUGUCACAUAUAACACUGCGUCGUUUCCUGCACUCAUCGGAACGCUCUCCCGGCUCAUCAGGUUUUCGAUGAGUGUCGCACCAGCGAAACCUCCACUCAUCGUCCUUGGACACAAAGAGCGAGAUGCUGCAGAACGUACUCUUUGGGACGUGGCGGAGAAAAUUGGCAUACAUUUUGAGGAGGUUGCGAAAGUUCCUGGAGCGGAGGGAUCACCUGUUGAGGUUUGGGUGGGAACAGUGUCAGUAGCAGAUACACAGUGAAGCUACGAUAUUGAGCCGCACAAUCAGGAGCGAAUUAGAAUGACAUGCGAACUGCGAAGUGUUGACGAGUUGAGGUACGAAACACUGUCCUGCGAACAAGUACAAAUGGUUAUGAUUAACAGAGCAAGUGUAGUACAAGAAAUGCGAGGUAUGUAGUACUGAGAUGGUGUGUUGGUAUACUUCGGUUUCGGACAUCAGAUCUGUCAAAGUGGUGGAAGUGGCCUUCGACAGUGGGGACAAAUAUUCUUAAUAGCAAGCCACUAGUCGAUGGAAGAGUUAGCAUCUAGAAUCCGGCAGCGAACACUAAACAUACCUUUUCCAGGCAUUCCGUAUGCUGCUCGACACGAUGAGCGAGCCGUUUGCAUAUAAACGAUAUCAGAAACUCACAAAUAGAUGCUGACAAGGUGCC